AUGUGGCGAGCUGCAGUCGGACAGAAUGUCAACACCAACGUGGACGAUGGUGGAGACGACUGGGAGACCGACCCAGACUUUGAGAACGAUGUGUCGGAGAAGGAACAGCGCUGGGGAGCAAAGACAGUGGCAGGAUCCGGACACCAGGAGCAUAUCGAUAUCCACAGACUGCGUGAGACUGUUUCCACAGAACACACCAAACUGAAGGAGCAGGAGCUGGACCUGAUGCCCAAAGCCUCUCAUGGGUAUGGGGGCCGCUUCGGAGUGCAACAGGACCGCAUGGACAAGUCUGCUGUGGGUCACGAGUACCAGAGUAAACUGUCCAAACACUGCUCUCAGACCGACACGUCCAAAGGUUUCGGAGGGAAGUACGGCGUACAGAACGAUCGGGUUGACCAGUCAGCGGUGGGAUUCGAAUACGCUGGAAGAACAGAGAAACAUGCUUCACAGAAAGAUUACGCAGCUGGUUUCGGAGGCCGUUACGGUGUACAGAAAGACCGAGUGGAUCAGAGCGCCAUGGGAUUUGACUAUCAGGGGAAAACUGAGAAACACGACUCCCAAAAAGACUAUUCUAAAGGGUUCGGGGGGAAGUUUGGUGUGGAAACGGACAAAGUGGACAAGAGCGCAGUGGGCUUUGAGUAUCAGGGCAAAACAGAGCAACACGAGUCUCAGAAAGAUUAUGUGAAAGGAUUUGGGGGUAAGUUUGGCGUUCAGUCGGAUCGUCAAGACAAAUCUGCUCUGGGCUGGGAUCAUCAAGAGAAAACACAACUGCACGAGUCCCAGAAAGACUAUAAACGAGGGUUUGGAGGGCAGUACGGGGUCGAGCGUGGGAGACAAGACCCCUCCGCUCUGGGCUUUGAACACAAGGAGAAACUGUCCAAGCAUGAGUCUCAAACAGAUUAUUCUGUGGGAUUCGGAGGUAAAUUUGGAGUUCAGAAUGACCGCAUGGAUAAGAGCGCGGGGACUUUUGAGGAUCUGGAGAAACCUGCUCCUUCUUACCAGAAAACCAAACCUGUGGAAGCCAUGGGCAGCAGCGCGGGGAACAUCAAGGCUCGCUUUGAGAAUAUUGCUAAACAGAAGGAGGAGGAGGACCGAAGAAGAGCGGAGGAGGAGCGAGCCCGACGGGAGGCCAGAGAGCGCAGUGAGCAGGAGGAGCAGCGCAGGAUGGUCCAGCACGCCCCCAAAACUCCCUCUCCUGUCCCCCAGAGAGAAGCCUCCCCUGUCCCCCAGAGAGAAGCCUCCCCUGUCCCCCAGAGAGAGGCCUCCCCUGUCCCCCAGAGACAGCCCGAGACAGUAGAGGACAUGUAUCAGAACUUUAGCCAGGUGGAAGAAGCGUCUGGGGAGAACGGGCAGCAGAACAUAUAUGAGGAGACGCCCACUGAAGAAACCCCAGCUGCAGACACUCAGGCGUACGACUAUGGGGAUGACCUGGGGAUUACAGCUGUUGCACUGUACGACUAUCAGGCUGCCGGCGACGACGAGAUCUCCUUUGACCCCGACGACAUCAUCACAAACAUAGAGAUGAUCGACGAGGGCUGGUGGAGAGGCGUGUGCCGUGGCGCCUACGGCCUAUUCCCGGCCAACUAUGUGGAGGUGCGGCAGUGA
Knipowitschia caucasica is the source of this 1605-nucleotide messenger RNA. The record is from the annotation of a GenBank genome assembly. Lineage: Eukaryota; Metazoa; Chordata; Actinopteri; Gobiiformes; Gobiidae.